Molecule: messenger RNA, 2399 nt
Organism: Gaeumannomyces tritici R3-111a-1
Lineage: Eukaryota; Fungi; Ascomycota; Sordariomycetes; Magnaporthales; Magnaporthaceae
Product: glycosyl hydrolase
Exons: 7
Coding region: 162-2210 (682 amino acids)
Biological process (GO): carbohydrate metabolic process
Molecular function (GO): hydrolase activity, hydrolyzing O-glycosyl compounds
Source: RefSeq, a predicted model, not a curated record
CUUUUUAAGAGAGCUCUUGUCUACCCCGCCUGCUCCAUGUUAGUCGCCGUAUAUAAACAAAAGAUGCGUGCCCAGUUACGACAUUCCGCACUAGCCUUCCUCCCACUUCCCACACACCCUUCUUUCCCAUCCCCCAAUCUGAAGGCCAGAUCCUCCCGAGCAUGGGCACGCCAUCUCACAAUGCGACCCCCACGCAGGGCAUGCGCGGUCGGGCUGGCGGCUACCUGCCCGUCGAGAACUACGGCAUCAUCGGGAACAUGAGGACCUGUGCCCUGGUCGGCAUGGACGGGAGCAUCGACUUCAUGUGCUGGCCCGACUUCGACUCCCCCUCCGUCUUUUGCCGGCUCCUGGACAAGGACAAGGGCGGCCACUUCAGCAUCGCGCCCCCGGCCGACAUCUCCUGCACCACCAAGCAGCAGUAUCUGCCCUCCAGCAACAUCCUGCAGACGCGCUACAUUCACGAAGAUGGAGUUGUAGACUUGGUGGACUUUUUCCCCAGACCGAAGCAGACCAUCGUCGUCGCCAAGGCCCCCAAGCAGAACGCUUUCCGCGAGAUGACCAAGGUGCCCGACGAGCUCAAGAAGUGGCUCGUCAGAAGGGUCGAAUGUAUCCGCGGAAGUCUGGCUCUGGAUAUCGAGCUCUUCCCAGCGCUGGGCUACGCCAAAGAGCCUCACGUCACUGAAAUCAUCGAAUCAGCCCACGGUGAACAGUGCAAUAACACGAAAAGCAAGACGGUCACAUUCCAUGGUAAAGAUCUGAAACUGCAGCUUGACGUGACGCUGGACUGCGGAGACCACACCUCGGCUGGCACGUAUCCAGUAGUAAGGUUCGAAAAGGUCAAGAGACCCGGCAUGCUCGGCGAGGGCGUCGUGGCCCACAUCACCAUCCAAGAAGGCCAGGCCGCGUCGUUUGUGCUGCGCGAGGACAUCCCGAAUCACGUCACCGAGCACAUCACGACCGCCGUGCUCGACGCCCAGCAGCACUCAACCCAAAGCUAUUGGUACAACUGGAUCUCCAAGUCCAAGUACAAGGGAAGGUGGCGCGAGGUCGUGAGCAGGAGCCUCAUGAUUCUGAAGCUUCUGACUUACGAGCCUACAGGGGCUAUUGUGGCUGCCCCUACCUUCUCUAUCCCAGAAGACAUCGGCGGUGUUCGAAACUGGGACUAUCGCUUCUCGUGGGUGCGCGACUCCAGCUUCACGAUCUAUAUCCUGCUGCGGCUUGGGUUCAAGGAAGAGGCGGACGCAUACAUGGAGUUCAUCAGCGAGCGAAUUCUCCAGUCUCGCGCCCCCGACGGGGGCCUCCCCAUCAUGUUCACCAUCAGGGGCGAGACUGAGAUCCCCGAGCUCGAACUCGGCCACCUCGAUGGGUACAGGGGUAGCAAGCCCGUCCGCAUUGGGAACGGCGCUGCUUUCCACCACCAGUUCGACAUUUACGGCGAGCUCAUGGACGCCGUUUACCUCAACAACAAAUAUGGCAAGCCUUGCACCUGGGACCAGUGGGUGUCUGUACGACAGCUCCUUGACUACGUCCUUACUAUCAUGAACGAGCCCGACAUGUCUAUCUGGGAGGUUCGCAACAACAAGCAAAACUUUGUUUAUUCCAAGGUGAUGCUCUGGGUCGCCUUCGAUCGCGGUCUCCGGCUGGCAGAGAAGAGGAACCUCCCCUGCCCCAACCGGGCCAAAUGGCUCGAGGCCCGUGACAUGCUCUACGAGGAGAUCAUGGAGAAGGGCUACAACAAGGAGAUGAAGUGCUUCGUGCAGAGCUACGAGAACAACACCACCCUAGACUCGUCCAUCCUAAUAGCGCCCCUGGUCUUCUUCAUCGCCCCGUCAGACCCGCGGUUCCUGAACACCAUGGACCGCAUCCUCCUCCCUCCCGACAAAGGCGGCCUGACGAGCACUGGGCUCGUCUAUCGCUACAACACCGAGCUGUCCGACGACGGCGUUGGUGGGCGCGAGGGCGCGUUCAGCAUGUGCACCUUCUGGCUGGUCGAGGCCAUGACGCGUGCCGGCGUCUACGAGCCCAAGUAUCUCGUCCGGGCAAUUAACCUGUUCGAGAACAUGCUCAGCUUCAGUAACCACCUCUGCAUGUUCAGCGAGGAGAUUGCGAGGUCGGGCGAGCAGCUGGGAAACACGCCUCAGGCCUUCAGCCACCUGGCCCUGAUAAGCGCCGCCUUCAAUCUCGACCGCUCCACCGAGUAUUCGAGGUGAUAUGUCCAAAAGGAGAUAUCAAUAGUUUAUUAAACGCUUAAAAGUUGGCGUGUAACGUGAAUCAGACAACCUGAAUCGUUUGGUGAUGCCCCCCUGGCCACUGUAGCCAAGGACAAAAUGGUAUAGUUUUUCCCAGACGCCGGCGCUAUGAACCGUAUAAUUUAUAACCCAUGUUGGUAAGUAUCCGAG